Neohortaea acidophila is the source of this 1293-nucleotide messenger RNA. RefSeq names its product pyridoxal phosphate-dependent transferase. Gene Ontology annotation, molecular function: pyridoxal phosphate binding; transferase activity. Lineage: Eukaryota; Fungi; Ascomycota; Dothideomycetes; Mycosphaerellales; Teratosphaeriaceae. Bases 1 to 1293 code for a protein of 430 amino acids. The transcript is spliced from 2 exons. Gene Ontology annotation, biological process: biosynthetic process. The record is from RefSeq and is a predicted model, not a curated record.
AUGGGGCUCCAAGACCCCAUUGGAGUCCGCACGGCGUUGGAACGGAGGCGAGAAAAGUCCACGAUCCGGCAGCUGUCGACCAACCCCGCCAGUUCGGUCGAUUUCUCGUCCAAUGACUUUCUCUCCCUCGCCACUUCUCCUGAGCUCCGACGGCGGUUUCUCCGCGGUCUCGCUAAUUGUUCCAAGGAACGGCUCGAGACUGGACCUUUGACAACCCAUCUUGGAAGCGGAGGCUCACGAUUAUUAGAUGGCAACUCUUCGUACGCAGAAGCUCUCGAGACCGAGAUCGCGGCCUUCCACAAUGCUCCAUGCGGACUGCUCUGUAACUCGGGCUUCGAUGCCAACGUGAGCAUUUUCUCGUGUCUACCACAACCUGGUGAUAUCAUCGCUUUCGACGAACUUAUCCACGCAAGUGUCCAUGAUGGGAUGCGACUUUCUCGAGCUGGUAAACGAAUCAGUUUUCCGCACAACGAUCUUAACCGGCUGGAAGAGAUUUUGAGGCAGUGCUUAGCGGACGAUGCGGAUCUUCAGGCAGGCCGGAAGAACGUCUUCAUUGCUGUCGAGGCUGUGUACAGUAUGGACGGCGAUGUGGCACCUCUAGCCGAAAUCGUGGCCAUGCUGUCGGCACUGCUUCCGCUCGGCGUCGGUCACCUCAUUGUUGACGAGGCGCAUUCUACCGGAAUAUUCGGCAGUCAAGGACGGGGUCUCGUCUGUGAGCUCGGGCUCGAAGACAAAGUCACCGUCCGAUUGCACACCUUUGGGAAAGCGAUGGCCUGCGGUGGCGCAAUCCUCCUUUGCAGUCCCACGCUCCGACACUACUUUCUCAACUUCGCCAGGCCGCUGAUAUACACCACUUUCAUGCCGUAUCCAUCGCUGGCCGCGAUACAUGCAUCCUACUCUUUGCUUCAAGACGGGCACGCGGAGCCGCUCGUCGCCCAUCUCCAAAUGCUGAUUGCAUACCUCCAAGACUCUUUGAUCCAACUGGUGGCUUCAUUACGGCUACCACCUGAGAUGCGACACUUGCUCCGAGUACCACGGACACGCUCAACAUCGGCGAUUUCCUACGUCAUGUCUUCACAGCCGAAGACGUUGGCAGCAUACUGUCGCAGCAAAGGAUACGUGGUCCGAGCCAUCGUGCCUCCGACAGUACCGGCCGGCACCGAGCGUUUGAGAAUCUGCCUUCACGCGGGAAAUACAGUAGAGCAAAUAGACGGCUUCUUGCGUGCAAUACAUAGCUGGAUUGAUGAGCAGCGGAGGGAGGCAGAGCCGGAGUAUGUAAAAGCGAGAAUGUAG